AUCGUAAGCGACCCGGUGCGACUUGGCAAAUUUGUAGCAGAAGAAAUAUGUUUUCGUGGUAAUUGUCACCAUAUUUUUGGCAUUUAUGGUGACAUCCAUCGCUCAGAGAUUUAGGCAAAGAAAAGGAAAUGCUUCUGUGUUAGUGCAAGACCUGGUGGCAUUUAUUCGUUUGUAAUAUUUAUUAAUCGAUUUACAUUGAUUUUCUGUGACAUUCUGUGAGAAAAACUGUCAAAACGAGUGGUCAGUGACUGAGUGACCGUUGAGGAAUUUCCGACUAUCUGAGUACAGCUGAAUAUAGUUUAUCAAUAACUUGUCCUUUGGAUAAUUCUAGUGGACGUGUUAUUGUUGUGCUAUCAGGAUACUCAUAUACAGGACACACGUUUAACUUUUAAUAAGUCUGCAGUGUGAUAAACAACAGCCCACAACCGAUAACAAUAUGGGCGUAAUACCAGUCUACUGGUCGGUUAAAUCAAACGAUAUGGAGACAGCUGUACUCACAAAGCGGUAGAAUGCAGACCUCGAGUUUGUUUGGUCUUUGUUUGUAAGUACGUGGAUAAGAUUAACAAGACAAGAUGAGGACCAUGGAAGAGGUGCUGACCCAUCUGGCUAGGGAUGCAUCAGCCCCUAAGAUGGGUGCACUACGACAGUCCUGUGAAGCUGCUUUAGCCCUGCUGGAGGAUGGAGGGAUCACAGCAUGUACCCCUGCCUCCGACCUGCGAGAGAAGUGUCUCGAGCCGCUGCAGACUGCCCUGGAAUCCCGGGCCAAGAGGCUGGCCGGCCAUGCAGUGGCAGGGCUACAGCAAAUUUUGGUUGACGAGCGCUUCCAGUCGAGCUUCGAGUCUGAAAACAAUGAGGAGAAGUUGCUGCCAGUUCAGAUCCUCAAUGCAGUGUACAGUACACCCAACCUCCCCGAAGACAUCCAGGUGGAGAUCAUCAAGCUGCUGUUGAAUAUGACCUUCUCCGCCACCUGGUGUAUGAAUGCCAAAAUAAUCACCAAAGUCUGCCAGGUGUAUGUUGAUACCUACGUGCAGAGCUCCCAGGGGGUGAAGGGGGCCAUCCAGGCCAACAUGACACAGGUGCUCUCCAGGUUCGCGGAGAAACUCGCCGAUGCCGAGGAAACAGUGGAGGAAGAUGGAGAUGAUGUGUUGGCUGACUUCAGACCCUCUGGAGGAAAGCUGAGCACAACAGAGAGUCUGAUGGACGACGUGGUCUCCAUCCUCAAAUACCUCUGUGACAAACUUAUAGGACUGCAGAGUGGCAGCCAGACAAAGCAGUCCCUCCCCCUCAUCCUAGAGGGCAUCCACGCCAUUCUCAGUCAGGCCCCCCAGACACUCCGCAACAACGACAGCUUCCAGGAACUGGUGUGGAAGCACCUGUGCCCGACCCUCAUCUCGCUGCUAGGCACCCCUAAGACAGAGAAGAGCUCCCUCCUCCAAAAGGCAGACGAGAUGGGGCGGGGCUCCGGCUGCUCUUCCUCGGCCCCCAACAUCCUCAGCUCAGCAGCUAAAGUCAUAUACAGUAUUGCUGCAGAGCUUGUUCGACUGGUGGGCAACAUCGGGUCGCUGCGACCCGUGCUGGAGUCCCUCUUCCACCGGAUGCUGCUGUACCCCCCUCCGCAGCACAGACAUGAUGCUCUCAAGGUCAUGAAAGAGUUGCUAGGAGACACGGAGAGAGUGAUAGAUCUGGCAGCUCCGCCGACUGAAGAUGACAACCAAACCAAGGCAUCAGGCAAAACCACCCACUCUGAUGUAGCACUGCUCAAACUGAUAGUUGACAGUGUGCAGGAGUGUAUCCACUGCAAUGACUCGGGUGUGUGUUUCACCAGUGUCAUGUGUGUAGACCAGCUGCUUGGAUCCCUGGAGAGACUGAGCCGAGGAGAGGAACUGUCUCAGUCUGUGGCUGAAGACAUCAACAAACUCUACCCCAACAUUGGCAAAGAAGUGUUCGAUAAGAAGGACCCAAGCAGCUGUGAUGGAGGAGCAGCAGAAACACCAGAUGUGCCAGACAAAGAGCCUGACACCACAGACAGUUCCAGUACCAAGGAGAAACCUACUAAGGAUGGGCAGGAGUCUGAUGGCACCAACAGAACCACCUCGGAGAACUCGGAAGGGGUGAAGGAGUCCGAGAGUGAGAGUGACCGAGAGAUGGAGAUCCAGGCCACCAUACAGUCCCAGGUGGAGAUGCAGCUGAGGGAGGAGAUGACGAGACGACAGAAGCUGCUGCGAGAAAGGUUCGAGAGCGUGGAGCGGCAGAAUGCUCAGGAGUUUAUUCAGAAGCUGCAGGGUAUGCUGCCACAACUGUUGACUCUCGGCAGUGUGUACGAUGUGGAUGAGGCGCUGCAGAAGUUUGCCUCUGACUUCUGUGCAGGUUUGAUUUCAUCUAAAGAAGGAGCUGAUGACGACCCUGAAGUGAUAUCGGCAGUGAUCCUGAACGCUGACGGUGUCUACAUUGCCGCCAUGAUGACGAUGAUCCUCAGUCUCAGACUGUCCAUCAGCGGCUACUACACAUCACGGGAUCCUGCAAGUCACGUCCUCUCCGAGAAAGAGUUCAUGGAUGAUGUCCUCAGCUGUGGAGUCAUGGUGUUUCUCUCGCCAUCUUGGCUGAGUGAAGUGUACAACCAGGUGACCUACAGGAACAUCCUGGACACAGGGUCACACUCAGGCUGGCAGGACACACAGCUAGUGUGUAUGUUGAGAGACAUUGAUGGCCUGGGCAGCCAUGAGAUGGGUGGCCAGAUGAUGAGCAGCUGUCGAGGCGGGCACAACAUGCUGAGUGUGGAACACGAGCAGGUCAACACGACCCAGGUGGAGGCAGGCAUGAAGCUGUCACGACGUAUCCUGUCCGUGUGCUGGGAGGGGGUACUGGACGUGCUGUCGGUGUUGCUGAACGGCAAGAGUUCCUGUGGGGUGUCCAGCAGCCUGGCCCUGAUGCUGGGUACGGAGGGGGCCAAGGAGGAGAGCAUGAGGGCCCGGGACGCCAUCUGUCUCAGCCUCAGCGGACUCCAGAGAGCCUCGAAACUCUGCUGCAUACUGGGCCUACAAGAGAGGUGUGGUAGUGCCUUCACUCAGCUGGCAAACACGUCAUGUGUGAAGGAGGACUUGAGAGCAGGACCCAAGCCCAGUGACGGGAAGGUGCCUGUGAAGACCUCUGUGUUGCCGGGGCGACCCAAGCUGGUCCGUCUACAUGCAGCUCAUGUCCUCAGUAUGGAUGUUGUCAUGACAACGGGGCUGGAGAUGGGCAGCCAUGCUGCUGAUUGCUGGAAGCACGUGUUCAGGUGCUGUGCCCACAUCUCGGAGCUGGAGCACACCUACUUCAGUGGCGGCAACAACCAGUCCAGCCUACCCAAGGUGCACCAGGAGCAGAACCCCGAACUCAAUGCAAACACAGAGAUCGAAUGUGACCUGUAUGCCAGCCCAGUGGCUUCGGUUAUACCUGUGGCCCCUCGUAUCAAUGUGGCAGAGCUCAUCCGACAGAGUAGUGUAGAGUCAGGUUGGGACAGUGCAUUGUCUGGAGGAGGGGUGUUGACACCUGCUCAGGCAUCCAAAGCUUUGUGUGGCUUGUCACAAGAAGUGGAUAGGAUAUUCGAGGAUGCAGCAGAGAAGCUGAACCUCCAAGCUCUUCUGAGUUUCCUGGCAGAGCUUGGGGAAGCAAGUCGGCUUCAGCUGAGGAAACAUGCAGGUCCCGACAUGGAUGGAGGGUUCCCCCGCCUCCCCACCAAUGCCCUUCACCUUUACAGGCUGCAGGAGGUCCUCAUGAAGGUCGUCCACAGUUCACGACCUCUCCAGCAUCUUGUCCGAGUGUGGAGCGUCAUAUCACCCUACUUGGUCGAUGCAACUGGCAGUCGGGACAGGAGCAUUUCGAAGAUGGCUGUCACCUGCAUCCAUGACUUCAUUGUGGCAAUAUUGAGUAACCGUGAGGAGCGGCCACACUUCCACAUCAACGAGUUCCUGUGUAAGACGUUCGAGGACAUGCUUUGUAUGGACCUGUGUGAUGGGGAUGUACAAGACCAGAUCGUGUGUUCUAUCUGUGAGCUGGUGGAGGCCUGCACAGCACAGAUCCAGUCAGGGUGGCGGCCCCUGUUUGGAGCUCUCCGGUCAGUGAAGAUAGAAUACACAGCUAACGAGGAAGUGAACGAGGCUAGACAGAGACAUGUGGCGGCCGUGCUGGAUGUGUUCGAGGUGUAUCUCAACACGGACAACGUGCUGGUGUUUGCCAAUGCUACAGUCGACUGUAUUCUCUGUCUGCUCAAGUAUGUCAAUGGCCCAGGCAUGUUUGAGGAGAUGAGUGACGAUGAGUCUGACUCUGGCAGUGACAUGGGCCUGGGUGGUCCUACAGGGGAGAACCUGUGUAUCCCCGCCCUUCAGUAUCUGCGCAGGUGUUGCCAGAUCCUGGCCUCUAUGUGGAAGAUGCCUGCGUGUCCCAACUUCAAAGGUGCUCAGAGGAUACAGUUGGGCUCCACUGUCCGCCUCGUCGACCCCGUCAUCCCCAACAUGAAUUUUGAGUCCUUCUCCAAGAGCUUCACAGAGUGUGAUGAAGCAAAAACAGGCCCUGUCUUCCAGAAAGAAAAUUCACUCGAUGAUGAUAAGCCAAAAGGACUUCACAUAUCCGAACUUUCGGACCCGGUAUUUGACUCACAAAGCGUAACAUCAGCCGAUUCAGGGAUGCUGGAUGCUUUGUCUCCAGAAACACACCAGUCUCAGUCAGACCCUAACCUGGUUGACUCGGGCAUUAAGUUGACGUCUCCUGACACAAAAUGGCAGCCAGUGCCUCUGGAAGAGCUGGACAAUCCAUCUCGGAUCCUGCAUGUCUGGUUUCUCUUGCUGGACGGUCUGGCCACUUCCAUAUCCAGCUGCCCCAAGACCUUCCAGCCCCAGACGAUGGAGAUGCUGUUCGAGCUGCUCCGAUCAGCUGCUGAUGUUCCAGGUCCUCGCUUUGCCGUGUACAACAUCAACCACCUGCUUCUGCCCAUGCUGCAGUCGUGGCUCCGGAGGGGCUCCCGUAUCCAUGGUUACUGGGAAGUUGGCGCUGUCAACUUCAAACAGUGUUGUGGAAAUAUGUCGGACCUAGUAGUUGAAUAUUUGUCCAAAUUCACAGGUCGGAAGGAGGAGCAGCCACACCUGGAGUUCAUGCUGAAGCAGACCCUGGAUGUACUGACGGAGUGUGCUGCCCAGCCUGUGGAGAACAUCUCCCGCCUUGGGUGCUCCUGUCUCCGGCAUGUGAUGCUGAGUGGCGGCCCACUGCUGACGGAGGAGAUGUGGCAGAUGAGUGCAGCAGCCCUCCAGAGGGCGCUGGACGUGACCACGUUCAACAUCCGACAACUCAUGGUGCUCUUCCAUGCCAACUCGGAGAACUUCUACGGCGACAUCGGCCAAGUGAAGGUGGCGACCAGGAAGGACUGUACCAAGAUGGAGUGCUUCCGGCUCAAACAGCUAGCUCAGCAGGUGUUUCUGUUGGAGAGCCAGAUGUCCCACAUGCCGCAGAUACAGUUUGACAUGGAGGAGGACCAAUCAUAUGUCUUCCUGCUGUACCCACCGAACCACAAGGACAGCCUCAACCCCGACCACAUCUCCACCAGAGUGCCAUUCCGGAAUUUGGUGGUGGGUCUCCUGUCCCACCAGCUGUUGCUGCAGACUGUUGGCUACCUGCUGCUAGAGGGCACCGAGGGUCAGUCUGCAAACAACCGCAGCGGCAGCAGCUUGACAGGCCUAAUCUCCUGCAUGUCGACCCGGAACGUCCUCCAGUUCUUGGAUAUGCUGCACAACUCCUACAAGCUGGCCUGUGACUUCGACACUCGGCCUGGCCUCAAGUUCCUCAUCCAGAAGGUGGCGGGGCUGGAGGUGGCAGCCAACCUGUACAAGCAGGCCGGGUCCAGCAUCAUCUUCUACAUCCACUCGCUGCUGGAGAUCUGUGCCCAUCUCAACAGCCUUACCCUUGAGAGGACACGCUCCUUUCUGGACGAGGUGCUCAAACAGGGUAGUCUGGACAACGGGGAGAUUGAUAUGAAGAUCAAAAGCAGGAGCUCUGUGGAACCGAUCGAUGCCAACCCAGCGGCUUUCAUCCAGUUGCUGCAGAGCACUUGUGACGAGCUGUGUCAGACCUAUGUGGAUAUUCUGCUGGACAAGGACGGGAUGUCCUGCUUUGACCGUAUGGCUGACCAGUCUUUGUUCUUCCUCAUUGCUCAACCCGAUGACACCAGUGAGAUGAUGGAUAGGAAGACGGCUGAGGAGGAACCAAGGACCGAUGUGACUUCCGAUGGAUUUGUCACCAUGACUACUGUUGCUGUGGAGACACAGGAAGAAUCACAGGCAGAGACUUGCCCCGAGGAUGCCACCACACCUGCCCCCGUGGAGGAGCGGGCCGACACCCCGUCUCCAGUGCACACUCGCAGCAAGCGGGAACUGAGAGAGGAGCACGAGAGCAAGGUGUACACGGUGGCCACAGACAAGUUCAUACAGUCCCUCAUGUCCCAGUACAAGCGCCGCAAACAGCAGCACUCUAUGCCCUCCUUCGUCAAGUUCACCAAGAGGAAGAAGGACCUGUCCAAGGCAGGGAAGAAGGACGGAGUGGAUGAUGAGAUCGACAAGCAACAGAAGAACUCUAUAUUAAAGGACAGUGAGGCACAUGUGAUGUCCUGGUCGGAGAUGCUGUGCACCAUCCUCCGUCUCUUCCUGCAGCUUCCACAGCCCCAGUUCCGUGCCCUGCUGCCUGCAGUCUUCAACUGUGUCAACCAACUCAUCUGCCAUGCCGAGGACCCCAAGCUGAAGGAAACCUUGGCAGAUUGGUUCUACAGACUUGGGAGCAUGUAUGGCUUUUCACUGGAGAAAGCUGUCGACGUGAAACUAAAAGAUGAGGCGCCAGCGCAGAGUGAAGUCAGCACGUGCUAGCAGGGAAAUUGUCUUUAACAUUUGGUUGUAUUCAACAAUUGUGAUAUCAUUUGUAAUCGUGAUACGAUGAACAUGACAAACAGAACCUUCUGGUAACUGGUAUUUGGCUAAAAAUGAUGUAAUUGCUUUUGGUGUGCAGGCUUUCUAUUACAGUAAUCGACAUAGUAAGCGUCCAGGGCGCUCUCAAAAUUAGAAAUAGGGGGCUCUUAUUAGAAUAUUAUUUUGGUGAAAAACAACAGAGUUAAAAGAUCGUAAAUUUCGGGGUUUAUGCUGACAGCCUGCAAUGUUUAUA
This is a messenger RNA of Haliotis rufescens (red abalone), 7176 nucleotides long. RefSeq names its product brefeldin A-inhibited guanine nucleotide-exchange protein 3-like. The transcript is spliced from 32 exons. Gene Ontology annotation, biological process: regulation of ARF protein signal transduction. Bases 573 to 6884 code for a protein of 2103 amino acids. NCBI's taxonomy places the organism in Eukaryota, Metazoa, Mollusca, Gastropoda, Lepetellida, Haliotidae. Gene Ontology annotation, molecular function: guanyl-nucleotide exchange factor activity. The record is from RefSeq and is a predicted model, not a curated record.